Rhododendron vialii is the source of this 411-nucleotide messenger RNA. Its product is annotated as CLAVATA3/ESR (CLE)-related protein TDIF. The transcript has 2 exons. NCBI's taxonomy places the organism in Eukaryota, Viridiplantae, Streptophyta, Magnoliopsida, Ericales, Ericaceae. The record is from RefSeq and is a predicted model, not a curated record. Gene Ontology annotation, molecular function: receptor serine/threonine kinase binding. Bases 1 to 411 code for a protein of 136 amino acids. Gene Ontology annotation, cellular component: apoplast. Gene Ontology annotation, biological process: xylem development.
AUGGAUAUUGAUCUCCUCUGGACUCUUGGGGGGUGCUACUGGUUUCUAAUUAUUAUUCCAGCUGCUGCAGAUUGCAUGGCCACACUUAGAUCAUCAUCAUCUUCCACAUCAGUUUCUGAAAUUAACAUCUCCACAACAAAAUCCCACUCUCUCCUCUUCUUUCUCUCUCUUCUCUUCCUCUUCCUCGUCCUCGUUCACUCCGCAGACCCCUCAACUCCCCCGACCACCUUCCCAACCGCAUCGACCACAGCCACGAUGAAUUUGCUCCCAAAAAACACUCCAAAUUCACAUUCCUCUUCUUCUUCAUCAGCGAAAUCGACACGAAGACAGUUUGAAGCGGGAGCCCAUGAAGUUCCAAGCGGCCCAAACCCAAUAUCAAACAGAUCUGCGCAUGAAACCAUGAAAGAGUGA